AAAUAGCACACGCAUUCAAAUCGCUCCAGUUUUUUCCACAUAUUUUUCCGAAGAAGAAAAAUGUCAACCGAAAAUGUAUUAAACAAGUUGAAAGCAAUCAUUGAAAAAGCCAACAAAUCAAAUAUUAAUAUUCAACAACUGGCAUCUCUUGAAAACCAUUCGGCAAUAUCGAAUUUAUCAUUUUUUCGAUGUUUUUUCUUCGUUCCAAUCGUAUUGGGAUUUACUGUAUUUGUUCACAACAAAUUGUGGAUAAAUGGGGAAAAGUGUUUGAUAGCAUUGCCUGAUUCAUUGUCGCAUGCAUUUCGUCCGCCAGAAAAUUGUAACUUUUGCCGAAAUAUCACGCAAGCUGAUCGUGUUUCGAAUAUUUCACCACAUGAAUUUGAAAAAUAUUUUGCAUACAAUGCCAAACCAGUGAUUGUCACCGAUGCAACCAACAAUUGGACUGCUUUGGAUGUAUUUGAUUUUUGGUAUUUCAAAGAUGUAUAUGAUUCUUCAUUUACCGAAUCGGAACAAAUGAACUGCCAGUUCUUUCCGUAUAAAACUGAAUUCAAAUCACUUAGAGAGGCUUUGAAUAUUCCAUCAGAGCGUGUGAACUAUGAAAGUGGUACCGACCCGUGGUAUUUUGGAUGGAGUAACUGCAAUUAUGAAGUUGCUCAAGAGCUACGAAAACAUUAUGACCGUCCAUACUUUUUGCCAGACACGUCGGAGAAUAAUGCUAUCGACUGGAUUUUUAUGGGAGGUCCAAGUCUGGGCGCACACAUGCACGUUGAUAACGUUAGAUUGCCGUCGUGGCAGGCACAAAUUAAAGGCCAAAAAGAAUGGGUCUUGGCGCCACCACCCGAAUGCUAUUAUGAAUGCUCAACUUUUUCAACAAUCGUACGAACCGGAGAUAUUAUUGUAUUGGACACAAAUAAAUGGUAUCACAAAACCAUCGUAUUACCAGGCGAGAUUAGCAUUACCAUUGGUGCAGAGUAUGAUUAAAAAGAAAUAAUGAAAAUGGUG
Molecule: messenger RNA, 1002 nt
Organism: Contarinia nasturtii (swede midge)
Lineage: Eukaryota; Metazoa; Arthropoda; Insecta; Diptera; Cecidomyiidae
Exons: 4
Coding region: 61-981 (306 amino acids)
Source: RefSeq, a predicted model, not a curated record